AUGUUGGGCUUAAGAAAUAGCCAGUUAUAUACGAGUGCGAAUCAAAGUGCCAUGUCCAGUCUUUCACGGGAUGAGAAGUUCGACUACGACGAUGAAGCCUCUGACGAAAACGACGAGCCCGGGACUUCUCUAGGCAAAUUUAGAGCAGAGAAUGGGUUCAGUUUUAAAUCUUUCAUUGACCAGAUUAAUGCUAAGACCAAAGCUCUGGCAAUUGCUCGUGAAUUGGAUGCAAAAAGAGGCAUUAUCCACCAAGAUGCCAUAUCCAGCGCAGGGUCUAUCGAUUCAACUUCAAGCAUUUCUACCGGCACUCAACAAGCACAAGAAUCAACCCAGUCAAGAGCUACAGUGCGGAGAGUCCCAUCAGGCGCCCGAGCAACGACUGCUGAUCCUAAUUUGGGCGCUAGCACUCCUAUGAAAGAUGUGUCUGAAAAUGAGCAUCCUCACAACCAGACCAUCAACGAUCUAAUAGUUCAGUCUACGCCUCUCAACAUGAGCAAAUCGGCUCCCUCUACCCGAAGUACGCAGCCGCGAGAUAUUUUGAAAGAAAAGUUUGUGGAAAGCCACAAAGCUCAAAGAGAGGAUGUCGAAAUGCUGGAUGAUAGAGAGCCAGAGCAAAAGAAUGAAUCUCGCAUCAAAACAUCAACAGUCAUUAGUGAAACUGUUGAAGAUUACCCACGAGAGAGUAGCCCAGACCACAGAGAUCAGAAAAUAAGCGAGUUACAAAGAACCGUAAAGAUACAGGAACAAGACGCUAAUGAUCUAAUAAAAAAUGUCGAAGUCAUACAAGAGCAACUUAACGCUCAGCAGGCAGUGACAGAGACGAUGAAAGACCAAAAUGCAAUCAGCAAUGAGGAGCUGCGAAGAAUUAGUGAGCAGGUUUUAUUGAAAGACGCCGAAGUACGAAAGCUCAAAAAUGACAUCGACAUUAUAAAUCUAGAAUCUAAUAAUCGCAUUCAAAAGUUACAAGGUGAAGUCUACACCCUGCAAGACAAUCUCAACACUAGCGAAGUGACCAUAUCGGAACUGCGAAACACUAUCAACUGCUUGCAAAGCGAUAAGGAGGACAUGUCGAAAAGACUUGAGGAACGCAAAAUAGAGGUCUGCAAUCUGAAAGCUCAGGCUGCAAAAGAAAUCGAACAAUGUCAGUCGCGCGAGGCCGAGCGAAACUCUGAACUAGAAAGCGCAAGUGCUGAAGUAAUUUAUUUGAAGGAGAGAACUUCUGCUUUACAAAAUGACAUGGAGGAACAAAGUAAGUCAAAUGUUACAAGCAUUUCCGAGCUGAGAGCAGAAAUAAGCAAUUUGGCAGCACAAAAUGAUUUAUUCAAACAGCAACUGAAUUCGCGAGAUGUUGAACUCUCACGCCAAUCAAAAUCCCAUCAGAACAAAGUGCUCGAUCUAGAAAGAAAGGUCAUGGAUUCUGAGCAAGGCAGAGAAAAGAUUACAAUUCGCUAUGAUAUGCUGGAGAAACAGCAUUCGGAGUUGCAAAACUCGCGGAUUGGGUUAGAAGCGACGAAUACGGACUUGAAAAAUGUUGUCGAUAGGUUGGAAAAGUUAGCUGGUGAACAGUUGCAGACAAUAGGCAAACUUGAGAAGGAAGCAAUGCGCAACAAGCAAGAAGAAACCAGUAGUGUCCUAAGGGCAGAAAAGCGUUCACAGCAGUUAGAAGAGAAAAUACAAAGCCUUGAAGAUUCAUUCAAGGCUAAAGUCUCCGAGGCUGAUGCUGCAGUGCAAGAGAAAAGAUCUCUUUUAGGCUUUCUAGAGAAUAUUACACUAUUCCAAACGCCCCUCGGUAAUAUAUUACUGGAACAGUAUAAUAAGGGCCCAUACUGCACUCAAUUGGACUCGAUGUUUACUUCCGAGUAUCCUCAAAGGAUAGGUUUCCUCACUCAAAGUAUGCAAGAUAGGGUGUCAGCCACCAUGGCUCAAUUGGAGGAUGCAAAUACUAUGGUAACGAAAUUGCAAGAGAGCAUUGAAAAUGAAUGGCAGGUUAAGACUCAUGAUUUAAGUGAUGAGCUUGCAACUGAAGAGCUUAAAGUAACACAGCUCGAUGCAGAACUUCAAGCACUACACCUCACGCUCAGGGACAAGGCAGCAAGGGUUGUCGAUCUUGAGACCAACAUGCAGGAUUCCCUCAGAGAUAAGGAAGCAGAUAUUAAACGUCUCCGCGCGUUGGGUGAUGAAGUCAGUCGUCUAAAAUUUCAGCUAGCCGACAAUCAGUGCAAGAGCGUUCUAGAACUAUCCGGAAAUGUCGAGCAUUUAAACAAAAAAAAUAUGGAGCUCCAAGAAAAGAUGCGGGAACUAGAAGUGCUCAAUCAACAACAAGAAUGCACUUUAGUGGAAUUAACUGGGCGUCUCGACGAGGAACGGGCAAGCAAAGCAAAUUCGCAGGACGAAUUAGUUCAGUUACGCCGGGACUUGGCAAAAGCUUGUGGAAACCCUGCCAGACGCAUAACUUUUCAAAUGGCCUCGCAAGUCAGACCACACCUGACCCGAAGAGAGUACGAGUCUUUGAUGGUCGACGCCGUUAACGACAUGGAUGUUGUAGAUUUACAAAAUGUGGUCAAAAAUUUGAUCCUGCUGCUUGAAAUUCCGCUUUCCAAGAUAACUAAAAAGAUGCCCUUAGUGGCGAUCUACCUUCGCUAUGAAAAGAGCAUCUGUCUACAUUUCGCCAACAAGUUGCACAAUAUGAUAUUUCGUGAAACCAUAGAUAUCAAGCGAUUCACAAACUCCACUUACGCUCAAUAUCAAGAAAAUCAUGAUAUAUGCCAUUUGGAGCAUCCACUCGAGGCAUGUUUGGACAAUCUGUACAGGGCCGUUAGCUCCAGAAUGGUAUCAUCACCAUGA
Messenger RNA from Lachancea dasiensis, 2844 nucleotides. The record is from the annotation of a GenBank genome assembly. NCBI's taxonomy places the organism in Eukaryota, Fungi, Ascomycota, Saccharomycetes, Saccharomycetales, Saccharomycetaceae.